Molecule: messenger RNA, 2307 nt
Organism: Harpia harpyja (harpy eagle)
Lineage: Eukaryota; Metazoa; Chordata; Aves; Accipitriformes; Accipitridae
Product: keratin, type II cytoskeletal 4-like
Exons: 9
Coding region: 102-1952 (616 amino acids)
Biological process (GO): intermediate filament organization; keratinization
Cellular component (GO): keratin filament
Molecular function (GO): structural constituent of skin epidermis
Source: RefSeq, a predicted model, not a curated record
AUAAGGGGUAGCAUCACUGUGUCACUUCAGCGGGAUCUCUGUUCCUCUCCUGCAGAAGAGCUUCCCCUAAACUUUCAUAUUCCACCUUCAAAUAAGCCACGAUGAGCAGACAGGCGCCAACAGUGAGAUCUGUCCUGGGACGAAGAGGCUUCAGUUCAGCUUCGGAGAUUUGUGGUCGAAGCUACGCUGCCUCUGCCUGCCAACCUGUCCGAUGUGGAGCUGGUGCCUAUAGCAGCAGGAGUGUCUGCAACCUGGGUGGAAACAGGAGAAUUUCCUACGUGAAUGGAGUCUGCGGUACUGGAUGUCUUGGAGAGUUCGGCUUUGGAGGUGUAGGCUACGGUAGUGUUGGAGGAAGGGUUGGCCUUUGUGGCCCCAGGGGAUAUAGUAUUGUGAGAGGUUACCCUGAUCGCAAAGCUGAUGGCAUCCAAGGUAUCUGCAUCGAUGAACGGCUUCUGAAGCCCCUCUGCGUUGGGGUUGACCCGCUGGAACAUGAAAUACGCUGUCAGGAGAAGGAACAGAUCAAGACACUCAACACUCAAUUUGCCUGCUUCAUCGACAAGGUCCGAUUCCUGGAGCAGCAGAACAAAGUGCUGGAGACCAAGUGGGGCCUCCUGCAGCAAUACGUCCUACCAAAGAGAGGGAAAAACCUUGAACUGUACUUUGAGAAUUACAUCUGCGACCUGCGGAAGCGCCUGGACUGCUUGCUAUGUGAAAAGCAAAAACUGGGCAGCGAAGAAUGUGCCACAAGCCAGCUGGUGGAGGAGUUCAAGUGCAAAUAUGAAGAGGAAAUCAAUAGGCGUACAACUGUGGAGAAUGAGUUUGUGGCACUCAAAAAGGAUGCAGACUGCAUCUUUUUGAACAAGGAAGAGCUGGAGGUGAAGGUGGAUCUGUUAAGAAGGCAGUUGGAGUUGCUGAAAUGUGUGUUUGAGGAGGAACGAGCUCAGGUAGAUCGCCAGCUAUGUGACACUUCAGUCAUCGUGAAAAUGGACAACAACCGAGACCUGGACAUGGAAAGCAUCAUCAAGAACGUUGAAUGCUGGUACCAAGAAAUAGCUCAGAAGAGCAAAGAAGAAGUUGAUGCUUUCUACCAAACCAGGUUUCAGGAGCUUCAGGAUAAGAGAGGCAAGUAUUGCGAUGAUCUGCAAAACAACAAGUGUGAGAUUUCAGAGCUAACCCGGAUGAUACAGAAGCUGCAGUGUGAACUGGAGAACGUGAAGAAGCAGGUCUCCUGCCUGCAAACCUCCAUUUGUGACGUUGAGCAGCGUGGGGAUUGUGCUCUCAAAGAUGCCCGGGAGAAGCAUGUUGAGCUACAGAAUGCCCUCCAGAAGGCCAAGGAUGAGCUGGCUUGCAUGCUGCGGGAUUACCAGGAGCUGCUGAAUGUCAAGCUGGCCCUGGAUAUCGAGAUAGCAACAUAUAAGACUCUACUGGAGGGUGAAGAGAGCAGGAUAUGUGUGGGGAACCCGGUGAGCGUGUCUGUGGUCAGCAGUGGCUACAAUAUCCCCGAUGACUGCGGGAUGCUGGCUGCAAACGCGGCUGUGUGUGGCUACGGCUCCCUGGGGAGACGGUCCGGACGACACAGCUCCCAGAAUGGAGGAUUCAGCUCCCGGAGCGCUGGGAUCCACCCCAAGAGAGUCAUUAGCUCGGUGGCCAAGCAGUGUGUCCCAGAGGUGUAUUGCCAAGCCGGAGGGGUCAACUGCAAAAAUGGGGGAUUCAGCUCCCGGAGCGGGGGGUACCCAGCCCGCACCGUCAUCAGCACGGGAAAUGGGGGCUUGAAUGCUAGGAUGGGGCCUUGCCAAGCUGGUGGGGUGGUCAGCUUCGGAAACCAAGGCUGCGUCAUCAGGCAGCUGGGGGGCUCUCCUGUUGUCGUUGCAAACAGCCCUGAAGUUGUGGGGUGCAACAACGGCGUGGUGGGGAACUUCGGGGUUGUCAGAGACCCAUGCGUUGUUCCAUAGGGCCGUCAGCUGGGGAGGUAGCACAGCCAGCAACGUUGGAGAGCAACACUGAGACACGCAGUUCCUACCACUGAGAUGAUGCAGGAUAGUUUCUCUGCCCACUAGUAGCAACAUUUGUCACCAAGCCCAUUCCCACAUUUAUUAGCAUCAGAUAUAUACCCCACCAAGUUAUGUUUUCAGAGUCCCCAACCCUAAAGACACAUCUAGCAAGCUUCUCCAGCAGGUGCUCAACACAGUAUUAUUUCUCUGAGUUUAUACUGUCUAGAUUAUCACAGCUUUAAGGGUUUGCUUGUUGCGCUGCCUUCGCUGGCUUUUCCCAUAACGAGCAGAUUCAUUAACAAUGUUCUUCCUUACA